Molecule: messenger RNA, 2545 nt
Organism: Arabidopsis thaliana (thale cress)
Lineage: Eukaryota; Viridiplantae; Streptophyta; Magnoliopsida; Brassicales; Brassicaceae
Gene: ORC5
Product: origin recognition complex protein 5
Exons: 4
Coding region: 660-2354 (564 amino acids)
Biological process (GO): DNA replication
Cellular component (GO): origin recognition complex; nucleus
Source: RefSeq, marked reviewed
AGGGCUUCGUCUACGAAGACUGAAACAAACAUGAAAUCGGCGCUAACGAAGAAGAAGAGAGAAAGUGGUUUACUCAGUGAAUCGCCACUACUGACGCACACAGAGCACGACAACGUCCUUUGUCUUUGUUUCUUAUCUUCUUUUCUCGUUUAGUUCUGUUGGGAUUGGGAAUCGGAGACUUGCAGGUUAGUAUCCUCGUUAACGUGUCUCUCUCUUUUCUCUAAUUUCAUAGCUUUGUUUGUUUAGUUCUUCAAUUUGUAUUCAUCGUGUUCGGUGGUCAUGAUUCAUGAAUGGUUGUGAAUCUGGGAUUGAUUGAAGUUGUGAGAAAUUCAAAAUUGACUUGUUUGUUUUUAAGAAUCUACUCUCUUUGCUGUGACUACUCCUCAUUCUCUUCAGAUUCAGACGAUUUCCCAAAGUUUGAACUUUUUUCUUUUGUGCUUGUGAAAAAAAGCAAGCCCUUGAGUUAAAGUUAUAUCAUUUUGAUAUAGCUGUAUAUGUAAAUGGUGCUUCAAUUUCAGUUCUGGAAAUUGAUUCUAUGUAUCUAGUCUUAGAGAUGGUAUCUCUUGUAUUGAAUCAUAUUGAGAUGGUAUCACUCACAUUCUGUGUAAACUGUUUCAUUUUUGCUUUGUGUUUCCUUUUUAGUUGUUUGGGUGGUAUGUAUGUUUCACCUACUUGAAUUCCCAAAUCUAAAUCAUCCUUUAUUGUUUUCACCAAUGUCUUGUUUCAUUUUGACACAAGGUUUUAAGAACAUGCCUCCUAAAGAGGAGAGUUCGAAAGUCACUCGAAGAAGCACUAGGUCAUCAGCUUCUGUAACUGUUGAGAACUCAGAACCUAUUGAAUCCCACACACCAACCAUUGAUGAUCUCACAUUUGGGGAAGAAUCAAUCACAAUUGAUGCUGUUCUAUCUAAUUUUCCAGGCAGACGCUCUCAGAUUUUCGACUUUAUUCGACUUAUGGGGCCGUUAGAUUGCCCUACUCUUCCAAUAAUGAUCUAUGGAGGUGCUUCUACGGGAAAAACCAGUGUUGUUCUUCAGGUGCUCAGGCAUCUCAAUCGUCCCUUUGUUUAUUCAAGCUGUCGUACGUGUUACAAUCCCCGUAUCUUGUUUGAGUCGAUUCUGAAUCAGUCGUUGCUACAUAGGAAGUGUUCUUUAAACGGGUAUUCUAGUGCGAAACGAUGUGACAAGCCAUCUGAUUUUGUCAACUUGCUUCGUGAAGCCCUUAGUAGUGUGAUAAAGACUCUCGAGUCUACUUCCGAAACCUCAAGAUCAGAUAAGCCGGAUGAAAAACCCAUGGGGAAGAUGGUGUACUUAAUACUUGAUAAUGUGGAUCUUAUCAGAGACUGGGAUAAAGGCACCAUCAUUCUGCAGUUUCUUUUCAGUUUGUAUACUGUUUUGAAGAUGCCUCAACUUGGUAUAAUACUUAUCAGUGGUUUGCCACCAGAUGUGUAUUACUCAAACAUGGGAUACACAGAUCCUAUACCUCUUUAUUUUCCUGAGUAUUCUGAAGAGGAUCUUCGUCAAAUUUUCUUGAGAAAUCAACCUAACCGAAAAUUGUACUCUGCAUUCCUUGACGUUGUGUUGAAACCAUUCUGUAGAGUCACCAGGAGAGUUGAGGAACUGUCUACUACCUUCUCAUUAUUGUUCAGAAAGUUUUGUGAGCCACUUGAUGAUUUAGGGAUUUCACCAAAUGAAGACAUGAAGAGAAGGCUAUAUAGCCAUCUUAAGCCGCUUAUUGCUCAUUGUUUAAAUGAGAUAUUCAGGGUCUCUAGUCACCCUCAUGAUGGCGAAACCAGAGGCGAGAGAAGGCAGAAAGCCAGCUACAGUUCUGAAAACCGUGAAGAACUUGAAAUAUUGGACUUCCAUAUGUCUACUUCAGCAAAGUUUCUUCUUCUUUCGGCAUUUCUCGCUUCGAGAAACCCAGCAACGCUAGACGCGUCAAUGUUUGACUCCACAGGGGGAAUGGAUAAUCGUAAAAGAAAGCGGAAGGCCUCUGAGAAAUCAAUGGAAAAGAAGGAAAUUGCAGAGCAGGAAGCAGUCAUGAAAGGACCUGGAAGCUUUCCACUGGAAAGACUAUUGGCGAUAUUCCAAUGUAUUGCCUCCGUUGGAGAUUCUUCAUUUGGCGAAGAGGACGAAGAAGAAGAAAACACAACGGGUUACGACAAAGAGAAUAACAAUCUGAUGUCUGAUAUUCUGCUGCAAGUGUCAAGUCUAUGUGAUGCUAACUUUUUAAUCAAAAGCGGAAGCUGCCCAUUAGAAGGUUCUAUUAGGUACCGUUCUAUGGUCUCUGAAGAUCUGGCUCAGAAGGUUGCAAAAAGUCUUAGCUUUCCACUAUCCAAAUACUUGUACAGAAGAUGAUGAAAAUGUGAAAUUCAAAUGUUUUGGGAGGAAGAAACUAACGGUGCACUCUUAAUUUAGUUCUUGUAUUGUACUAUGGAUGUAUCGGAAACUUCAUAGUAUUUGAAGCAAUUUCCCACUUAACUAUGUGGUCUGUAAAAAUUUGUUUAAAACAUUUUUACUAGAGUUUCUAUGGCAAUUGAUUUCGGAAU